UCCAGUAUUACCACCGACGGGUGUCUCUCGUGAUGCAGACUAUCCAGCAUCAGUUGGCAGAAUACUUUGGGGUGGGCCAACUCAAUAUUUUGAUUGUACGGGAACUGUUAUUGCAACAGAAAACCGAAAUGUAGUUUGUACUGCAGCACAUUGCUGUUACGACAGUAUUAAAAACACAUUUUAUGAUAAACAAAAUUGGAUAUUUGCACCACAAUAUAAAAAUGGUAAUUCACCAUAUGGAAAAUGGACCGCGUCUAAAAUGUAUAUUGGCCAAGCUUGGGUGACAAACAAGGGAUAUUAUGAUGCGGAUAUUUGUCUCGUUGUAUUGUCGCAAUUGAAUAAUAAGCGUAUUGCAGAUGUUGUAGGUGCCCAAGGUGUCGGCAUUGAUUAUCCAAGAGGCAGUGUUCUCAUUUCAUUUGGGUAUCCGUACGACGCUGGCAAAGGGGAAGAAAUGAGCUUUUGUAAAGGUACUGCUAAAGCUGCAAAAGCUUAUGUUGGUUUUCUCGGACAAAUGGUUGCUUGUACAAUGGACGAAG
Messenger RNA from Didymodactylos carnosus, 536 nucleotides. The record is from the annotation of a GenBank genome assembly. Lineage: Eukaryota; Metazoa; Rotifera; Eurotatoria; Philodinida; Philodinidae.